Messenger RNA from Yamadazyma jaroonii, 4539 nucleotides. NCBI's taxonomy places the organism in Eukaryota, Fungi, Ascomycota, Pichiomycetes, Serinales, Debaryomycetaceae. The record is from the annotation of a GenBank genome assembly.
AUGUCAACACAUCAUCCCAACUUUGGAAAAAGUUCAGGAUUUGGUAGUGUUUUCAAGUCAUGGACCAGUUCCUUGAAAUCUACAACUAAAAAUGUUCCAGUCCAAAUUAAUCCCACAGUUGUUGGAGGAAGUAGUGAUCAACAGAAGUUAUUCAUUCAAUUAAAAUCAGGAACUUUACCACAAAGAGCUUCAGCAGCAGUGAGAAUGACUGAAUCACUCGAGAAGUUUGCUAUAUCAUCGAUUCCAGAAAUAUGGUAUUUGGCAAGAGAUAUGUGUGAUAGUAAAAUCCAAUCCUAUAUUAGAAGAAAUGCUUUAAAACUAAUGAUAGAAUGUAUAAAGAAUGAUGAUUUGACAGCCACCGGUAAUAGGAUCAUGUACUAUCGAGAUAUAACCCAAUAUUGUCAGCUAUCAGACAAUAAGAUUGAUCAGGAGUUCGAUUUAUUCUUAAAAGCUUUAAGAAACCUAACAUCUGAUGGUAGAGACAUUCAAGAAUUGGUUGUUUUAGAUGAUCCUCGAGCUUUAGCCCAAUUUUUGAUUCUUUCCUUGCAAGUAUUGGGGAAACAAGCUAAACAAUACAGCGAGAAAGAUCUGGAAGCUGAAGUAGGAGAAGAAUUCUAUUUUAGUAAUUGUUUAAAAUUGAUACUGUUCAUUAAGAAUUGUAUCAAAUUCAACGCUGCUUCCAUUGAUGAAUAUCAUAUCAAUCAACUAGUCAAUAUAUCCAUUAAGAUUGGAUAUUCAACCACCAACUUGUCAUUUAUCACUAGUUUGGUAGAAUUAUUAUCUUCAAUAGUUUUGAUCACCAAUGUCAAACAGGAAACAUUAUUUGAUUCUGUGAACUUCUUCUGUUCAGUUUAUGGUUUGAGUGAACAGAUAACGUCAUUAUCAUGGCAUGCUAUCUCAAUACUUUCAACACAUGGUACUUUUUUCAUGGUCAAUAAUUGUUUGUGUGAUAUAAUAAGUAAUGAAGAAUUACAAUCUUUCAUAUCCAACAAUAAUAGUAAUAUGUUGUCAGCUGUCACUUCAAAUACCACCAUUAAUACCUUAGAUCAUAAGUUUGACAAUGCUUCUUUGAACUCUUGUCUUGGAGCCAUACAAAUAAUGGAAAAGUUAAUUGUCACUACCUCAAUUGUAAAUACCCAUAAUGAUUCCGUCUUCUUCUAUUUCUUACUUGCAUUGAAGAAAACUGUUUCAUUCGAGAUAGCCAUAAUUAACACCACUUUAUUGAGGACUUUAGAUAGAUUAUUCUCCAAACAAGUAUAUGAAGCUUACAAUAUCGAGGUCAAUACCAAUAAAGUAAUGGAACAAGUUUACCUGUUUCAAUUGUGGUAUUCAACAAAAUCUUCUAUUUAUGAACUAUUGAAUAGUUUGAAAGUCAUCACUGAUAUUGAUGCCAGUUAUCUUCAAUCAAUUUGUUCAUCAUUACAAAAGUCUUAUGAGAACUAUGAAUUGAAAACUUCCAAAGAAAAAUUAAUCAACUUCUUUUUGUGUCAUUACCAAUAUAUCCCCAAAUCCACCAUCAAGUUCAUUUUCAAGUAUUACCAGGAAGAAAAAUUAUUGACAGUUCUUAAUCCUUUGUGGUCAGAGACAGUGGAAAACUUGUUGAGUUAUUUCUACUUCACUGAUAAACCAAGGAAUAACGAAAUUUUGGUAACAGAUCACAGGGAUAGCGGAAUAAAAAUCGAGUUGUUGAAGACAAUCAAGGCUGCUUUUGAUAUUUCCAUCACUAUUCAUGGUUCAAGUGUGAAUUAUGAUUUAGUUAAUGAUAUCUUAUUAAAAUCUGUCCAAGAGAGUGACGAAGAAGUACUUCAGUUCCUUAUUGAAGAAUUUCUCGUGAAAAUGGUGGAGAAAUUGCCUUUCGAAUUCCUUUCCAAGUUCCACCAAUCGACAAUGCCAUUUUUUGAAAUCAAAAUACCCCAAGGAAGACUUAAGUCAUACGUUUCUUUGAAUUCUUCAGGUAAGUAUCCAUCGUCUCAAAUAAGUUCUCAGGAGAAUUUAGACAUGUCGUUACAAUUCAUGAAAGCUUUAGGUAAAGGAAUUAGUAAAGUGCUUUUAAUUCAAUCAACUUUAAAUGCUAGGAAAGCGCAGGAAGCUUUCAGAUGUAUUAUAAUGAUUGCACAUCAUGGAUUAGCUAAUGAAUAUCCAGAGAUCCUUCUCAUACUUAUGAAGACCUUGGUCAGAUUAAGAACUUCAGAAGAAGGAUAUAUUUAUUUCACCAAUUUAACUGAUCUGGAAGGACUUUCUACCGCCUUCAAAAGAAACAGAGUUGAUGGAGAGUUUCAAGAAAACCAAAAUUAUAAAUGGAGCUAUCCUGAAACUAUUGAUUACAUUGACCAUAAAUAUUUUGAUAAACCCAUCAAAAACUUGAAGCUUUUCAAUCCUAUGAGUGAAAAAUUACAUCUUGACGAUGAUUUUUACAUAGAUAUGGCAGAUUAUUUCUCCAUCGUUUUGGAUAUCAUGGAUAACUUUGUUGAAUGGGAAUUAUAUUCUUAUAUAUGGGCACAUUUUUGUCCCCAAUUAGCUAAUAUGAAACUUUUCAACAAUAACAAGACACAGAUCCUUCGAUUGAAAACCAUUAUCUGUGAACAGUUGAUGCUUAAUUUCCAGAAGAAUUUCACUUUACCUGAUGGAUUCUUGAAGUCUCACUUACAAGUAGCUUUCGUUAGAUCAUUUUCGGCAUUAUUGGGUUAUAGAGAGUUUUUCACCAAGUAUGAUGAUGACGAUAUAAUCAGAAGUCUAUUGUUUGGUAUCGAUUCUUGGGAAAGUACUGCAAUUCCUUCAAUUCAUAUUUUAACCAUUUGUUGUUUCGAGAUGCCUUUGUCCAUUAAGAAAUACUUGUCAAGUAUUUUAGGUAAGAUCCAAACCAAGAUCACGAGUACUUUUGCUUCGUCACAUAUCUUGGAGUUCUUGAUGGCUCUUAUCAACUUACCUAGCUUAACGUCGAAUUUCCAUACCGAUGAUAUAAAAAGGAUUUUUGCUAUAGCUUUUAAAUUCAUUCAACAUUCUAAAGAUGCCAUUAAGAAUACUGAAAAGGAUGUCAUAACCCCUGAUCAUUCGGGUCACAUCACCACAGACAAUACUCCAUCAACAAGUCAAGCAAAUCAGCAUUCAUCUAUUUUAUUACAAUAUGUCCUUACUUUGUCUUAUAAUGUGAUAUCCACAUGGUUUUUACAAAUAGAAAUGACAGAAAGGAAACAAUUAACUCCCUUCUUAAUCAAAAACUUAGUUCUCCUUAAUAACAAGAAGGAAGAUGUCGAGGAUCAAAUCUUGGUGUUGCUUGAUUUAAUCAUAAGGUUUACAUACAGUGACUUACCUUUGAAAAUCAUUAAUCCGAAUGUCAUGUUGAGUAAAUUCCAAGCAGGAAAUGGAGAUUAUCAUCAGAAUAGUUGGAUUGUGGGCAAUAUAAUUGUAAGUGUUUGUACUAAUAGUAACAAUGGAGAAUCAUUAGUCAUUUUAAGAAGACCUACAGGUGUAUCUGUUUAUACUAUAACUUUGCAUGAAGAUAUGUUCCCCUUUACAGAAAAAUUCGAUGUCAAGACAUUAUUCAACCCAAGUUAUAUUCUUUUACAAGGAUAUAGUAAUUUAGAUAUUAAUGGCAAUUUGAAGCCAAUACCUUUGAUUGAAGAUUCAGUUACAUCCAGAGCUAUAUCAACCUUUGAUAGGAUUCCUAUAGUUGAGUUCCACAAAUUAGGUAUCAUCUAUAUAGGUAAAGAUCAAUUGAGUGAGAAUGAAGUUCUAGGCAAUAAAGCAGGAUCCAAUAAUUAUCAACAAUUCCUUGAAAGCAUGGGAGAAUUGAUCAAAUUGAAAGAUUGUAGAGAUAUCUACGUUGGUGGGUUAGAUACUGAAAAUGAUACUGAUGGGAAAUAUGCCCUUUAUUGGAAUGAUAAAACCAUUCAAGUAAUUUUCCAUACUAUAACAUUGAUGCCUAAUAAUGAAAGAGAUCCUUAUUUUGAUUUGAAGAAAAGACAUAUUGGUAACAAUUAUGUUAACAUCUUCUUUGAUGAAAGUGGAUUAUCAUUCAAUUUCAAUAUUAUCAAAUCCCAAUUUAAUUUUAUCAAUAUCGUUAUCUCACCUCAUAGCAAAAAAUUUGAUUAUUCCACUGGUGAUAACGAAAAGCAAUUUUAUAAAGUUAAAACUUAUAGAAGAAGUGGAGUACCAGGAGUUUUCGCUACUUGUCAUUUCAAAAUCGUUAGUAUUGAUUUACUUCCGAUAUUAAUCCGAAAUUUAUCCAUCACUGCCAAUCAAUUCGCUAAUGUGUGGCACGCAAACUAUCAUGGACUGUACAUUUCAAACUGGGCUCACAGAGUAAAACAAUUAAAAAUCUUAAAAGAUCGUACAUAUAAACAUCAUGAAACCCUAAAACAAGAGCAAUUUAAUGAUAAUGAUUUGAGAAAUAUUAAUGAUGCAACGCAAUCAUUCCUUCAGCAAUUACAAUUCGAUGGAGGAGACAAUGAAACCGCAGUAAUUUCUCGUUAUCAAUAUUUGUCAAAUGAAGAUCAUCCGUUGUAUAAGACGUUUGAAUUUAAUUCAUACACUAAUUAG